AUAUAAUGUAUAAAGUUCGUUCCAUUGAUCCUAUUCUCGAGAAAUCCUCACACACACAAUCAAUAUAUAUCAUCGUCUUUUCAGUUCCUCAAUAUAUAUAUAUAUCUAUUAUUGUAUACCCAUCCAAUCUUGGUUCAUCGAUCAAUUGUUUAAUCUUGAUUCUUCAAUCGGACAUGGAGUACCGUAGUAUAGAUAUCACAAUUAUCUCCGCCGAAGGCCUCAACGAUGUGAAUCUCGUGUCCAAGAUGGACGUCUACGUGGUGGCGUCGAUCUCCGGCGUCCGGAAAAUGACCCCCGUCGACAAACGCGGUGGAACGUUCCCCAAGUGGAACCACCGCAUGCAGUUCUCCGUCGCCGAAUCCGCCGUGAACAAGCCCCACCUCUGCCUCCUCUUCCAAAUCCGGUCAGAUCGCGUCCUCGGCGACAAGGACAUCGGCUACGUUUCCGUUCCCCUGAGAGACCUCCUCGCCGGCGGCUACACCGAUACCGAACGUAUCGUCGAGUACCAAGUCCAGAAACCCUCCGGAAGGCCUAAAGGUACAUUGAAAUUUUCGUUCAAGUUCGAUGGGAAUAUUACUCAUCCGUCCACGGCCGCGCCGGCAAAAGUUCACGAGCCUGUGACGGCGUAUCCACCGUAUGUUGAUCCAAGUAAGGCCGGUGCGGCGGCGCCGGAGAAAGUUCACGAGUAUGUGACGGCAUAUCCACCGUAUGUUGAUCCAAGUAAGGCCGGUACGGCGAUGGCGUACCCACCGUAUGGCGGUGCAAGUACGGCCGGAGCGGCGGUGCCGGUGAAAGGUCAGGAGCCUGUGCAGGCGUUUCCACCAAAUAUGGGUUCGAACACCACCGGUGCGCCGCCUCCUGCUGGGGUGGCGAUGGCGUACAAUCCACCUCCGGCCUAUGCUUAUCCGCCGCAUACGGCGGGUUACGGAUAUCCGCCACCGCCACAGGCAUAUCCCGCCCCACCGAUGGCGGGGGGGUAUGGGUAUGCACAGCCACAAGUGCAGAAGCCUAAGAAGAAGAAGAAUAACUUUGGGAUGGGAUUGGGAGCUGGUUUGCUCGGAGGCUUGCUGGUCGGAGAUAUGCUGUCAGAUGCCGGCGAUAUGGGUUCCUAUGAUGGUGGCUUUGAUGAUGCUGGUUUUGAUGGUGGAUUUGAUUUCUAAAUAUUUUUUUAUUUUUUUGAUUUUUUUCCCCUCUGAGGUAGUGAUUCGAUGUGUGAAUAUUGGUAAUAUGAACUCAUGUGAUCAUGUGAUUUAGUUAAUUUUUCAAUGGACAGUGUUUUUCUUUCUUGGAAUUAUUCUCAUCCAAAAUUGCCAAUCAAUUCUAUUUUUGUGCCAUGUCAUGUGAUUCAUCAUC
This is a messenger RNA of Cornus florida, 1353 nucleotides long. Its product is annotated as protein SRC2-like. NCBI's taxonomy places the organism in Eukaryota, Viridiplantae, Streptophyta, Magnoliopsida, Cornales, Cornaceae. The record is from RefSeq and is a predicted model, not a curated record. Gene Ontology annotation, biological process: defense response. The coding region runs from base 6 to 1160 and encodes 384 amino acids. The transcript has a single exon.